Messenger RNA from Condylostylus longicornis, 1261 nucleotides. RefSeq names its product dehydrodolichyl diphosphate synthase complex subunit DHDDS (gene Dhdds). The record is from RefSeq and is a predicted model, not a curated record. Gene Ontology annotation, biological process: polyprenol biosynthetic process. Bases 276 to 1217 code for a protein of 313 amino acids. Lineage: Eukaryota; Metazoa; Arthropoda; Insecta; Diptera; Dolichopodidae. Gene Ontology annotation, cellular component: endoplasmic reticulum; dehydrodolichyl diphosphate synthase complex. Gene Ontology annotation, molecular function: ditrans,polycis-polyprenyl diphosphate synthase [(2E,6E)-farnesyl diphosphate specific] activity. The transcript is spliced from 3 exons.
UAGCAAGUCACAAGGGUUUUAAUUUUAAUGAGAAAAUUUUAUAAAUUUCUUUAAAAAAUAUUAAGCUUUUGGUAUCACAAAUGCAAAAUUCAUAUAAUAAAUUACCAAAAUAAAUUAAAAGAUUGCAAUGAAGAAGUAUAAUUUUUUUGCCAACCGUAGUUAAGAUCAGAAGAAUCAGAACAAUUAAAUGACCAUUACAACAAAAAAAAAAAAACUAAAUGUUAAAUUAAAUUGAAUGAUUUAAUAAGACUUAGGAAAAAAAUAUAGAUAUAAAUAUGUCUUGGAUGAGAAAUUACAAAUACCGGUGGUAUGAAACAUUGGCAAUGAAUAUACUAAAAAUGGGACCUUUACCAAAACAUAUAGCAUUUAUAAUGGACGGAAAUAGAAGAUUUGCAAAACAUUCCCAAAUACAAAAAAUCGAUGGUCAUUCAAAAGGUUUCGAUAAAUUAACUGAAUGCUUACAAUGGUGCUUAAGUAUGGAAAUUAAAGAAGUUACUGUAUUUGCGUUUAGUAUCGAAAAUUUUAAACGUACUCAAGAUGAAGUUGAUGAUCUUUUACGAUUAGCUAAAGAGAAAUUUGAUAAACUAUUAGAAGAAGAAAAGGUUUUAUGUGAAAAUGGAGUAAGAAUAAGAAUUUUUGGCGAUUUAUUGUUACUACCAAAAGAUUUACAAAAUGUUAUAGCUAAAGCAAUGUUAAUUACAGAACAAAAUGAUAAGUUAUUUUUAAAUAUUGCCUUUGCGUAUACUUCGCACAAUGAGAUUACAACAUCUAUACAAGAAGUUAUUGAAGAUCAUGGAGAUUUGAAAAAAGAAGAUAUAAAUGAAUAUUUAAUAUCAAAGUGCUUAUAUAUGAAUUCAUCACCAGAUCCUGAUUUAUUAAUAAGAACAUCUGGUGAAUCUAGAAUAAGUGAUUUUCUUAUGUGGCAGUUAUCAUCCACCGUUCUAUAUUUUACACGAGCUUUAUGGCCACAAUUAACUCUUAUGGAUUUCUUAUUUGGUAUAUUCUCUUAUCAAUUGAAGAAAAUUCAACUUACAUCACUAAAAACAGCAAUCAAAACAAAUAGCCAAAAUCAAAAUGAAAUAUGUGAAGAUAAAUCGUCUUUAAAUCAAUCUAAUCAAUAUUUAUCCGAUCGAGUAUAUAAUUUUCUAAGGCAUGUUGAUAUACGCAGAAGACAUUUGUUAUUAGAUUUAACUAGCUCAAAAAAAGACGAUAUUUAAUAUAUAUAUUUGUUUAUAAUAGAAAAUAAAGUUAUAAUUUAUGA